Messenger RNA from Carica papaya (papaya), 2101 nucleotides. RefSeq names its product 3-ketoacyl-CoA synthase 11 (gene KCS11). Gene Ontology annotation, molecular function: acyltransferase activity, transferring groups other than amino-acyl groups. The record is from RefSeq and is a predicted model, not a curated record. Gene Ontology annotation, cellular component: membrane. Gene Ontology annotation, biological process: fatty acid biosynthetic process. Lineage: Eukaryota; Viridiplantae; Streptophyta; Magnoliopsida; Brassicales; Caricaceae.
UUGAUUUUCCUAAUGGUUUUUCUACUAUAAAUCGCAUUUAUACUUUAAUGUAUCUGUAAUCCGCACUUGUUUUUGCGAACUUCGAUCUGGGUUCUCGUUAAAUUUCCUUGUCUUGGUCAAUUAAGCUUUUUAAUGGGAAUGCUGAUCUGGCUUCUAUCGCACCGUAGUUUUUCUGCUGUUAGCCGGUGUUUUGAUGUGAAAUUCUGAUCUGGGUCUGCUGAAUUAUGGGAAAAAUGGCUGAAGAGAAGAUUAACAAACCCUUGAUCCAAACACCAACAAGAAGCCUACCUGAUUUCAAGAAGUCUGUGAAGCUAAAGUAUGUGAAGCUUGGAUAUCAUUACCUCAUAACCCAUGGAAUGUUUCUAUUCCUUUCCCCCCUUGUAGUUGUGAUUGCUGCUCAGAUUUCAACUUUUUCUCUCCAAGAUCUCUACAAUCUUUGGGAGCAUCUCCAAUACAACCUAAUUUCGGUUAUUAUCUGCUCAACGCUCCUUGUUUUUCUAGUGACCCUAUACUUUCUUACUCGCCCUCGUGCUGUGUACCUUGUUAACUUUUCAUGCUACAAGCCUGAAGAAUCUCGAAAAUGUACCAAAAAGGUCUUUAUGGAUCAAUCCCGGAUGACUGGUACAUUUACAGAGGAGAAUCUAGAGUUUCAGCGUAAGAUUCUUGAACGAUCUGGACUCGGAGAAUCAACUUAUCUCCCAGAGGCUGUCCUCAAUAUCCCUCCUAACCCAUCAAUGAAAGAAGCUCGAAAAGAAGCUGAGGCGGUAAUGUAUGGUGCCAUAGAUGAGCUUUUGGCUAAGACUGGUGUGAAACCAAAAGAUAUUGGGAUUUUAGUUGUCAAUUGUAGUUUGUUCAAUCCAACCCCAUCUCUUUCUGCCAUGGUUGUUAACCAUUACAAGCUCAGAGGAAAUAUACUUAGCUAUAAUUUGGGAGGAAUGGGUUGCAGUGCAGGUCUCAUUUCAAUUGAUCUUGCCAGAAAUCUUCUACAGGUUCAACCAAACACAUAUGCAUUGGUUAUCAGCAUGGAGAAUAUCACAUUAAAUUGGUACUUUGGCAAUGAUAGAUCAAAGCUUGUUUCUAAUUGUCUCUUUAGAAUGGGAGGCGCUGCAGUAUUGCUGUCGAACAAAUGGUCUGACAGAAGAAGAUCCAAAUACCAAUUGGUCCACACUGUCCGCACACACAAGGGAGCUGAUGACAAAUGCUUCGGCUGUGUCACCCAAGAGGAGGACUCCACUGGGAAGAUCGGUGUAACUCUCUCAAAGGACCUCAUGGCUGUUGCAGGUGAUGCUUUGAAAACCAACAUCACCACCUUGGGACCUUUGGUGCUGCCAAUGUCCGAACAGCUUCUAUUCUUUGGUACAUUGGUUGGAAAGAAGCUUUUUAAGAUGAAGGUCAAGCCUUACAUCCCAGAUUUCAAACUAGCUUUUGAGCAUUUCUGCAUUCACGCCGGGGGAAGAGCUGUUUUGGAUGAAUUGGAGAAGAACUUGCAGUUGUCAGAUUGGCACAUGGAGCCGUCAAGGAUGACACUCUACCGAUUUGGAAACACCUCUAGCAGUUCUCUAUGGUAUGAAUUGGCCUAUGCAGAAGCGAAGGGAAGGAUGAAGAGGGGCGAUAGGAUUUGGCAAAUAGCUUUUGGUUCAGGUUUCAAGUGUAACAGUGCAGUGUGGAAAGCUGUAAGGACCAUAAACCCAGAAAAGGAGAAGAACCCAUGGAUGGAUGAGAUCGAUCAGUUCCCAGUUGAUGUUCCUAAGGUAUCAAGAAUUUAGACUUUCAAAUCAAUCGCCACGUCAUUAACUGGCAAAAUUCUUUCAUAAGUCAGGUUUAGAAUCAACAUGACUUUGCAUUGUUCAGAUUGUAGGAAUUUUUAUCUGUGUAUGAGUGAUGUCUGGAUGGGCUAGAUAUCUUGUUUAAUCUUUUGGUGGGUAAGGGGCGUGUUUGGCUCUCGAAAACUUGGACGGGAUUUAAUUGGUUUAGUCUUGGGGGAAGGAUUUGCUUAUGUCAAGUGACAGUUGCUUUUGAGGGAAGAUAACUCUCAUUUGAAAUGUAGACUAGAUUAUGGAGCUUCCUAUUCUAAUGAAGUUUUAUGAGUUGAGAGUCAUCA